CGGAGGACCUCGCGAGGAGGUAAACAAGCAAUGCUGGGUUAAUUAACGAUCAUCCAUCGAUUUUAGCGCAAUUAAGUUUGCGUGUGAUCGCGAUGGCAGAAGAUAAUGAGCUGGAAAAGCGUGCAGUGGAGGAGCUCCUCAGGGAGACUGACAGAGCCCGCGUGAGAGCAGAGACCAUGGGCCCUGCAGGAUGGUUGAAAUGUCCUCUGCGAAGCACCAACAAACGCUUCCUCCUCAACACGCUGCGCUCCACCGGCCUGCAGCGCCGCACUGGCGAGCCCGGAGCCGGACACUCCACCGCAAGGGGGCGCCUGAGGAGCGAUUCCCCAGACAGAGGCCGCAGCAGGACACCUCCCAGAGAUCACAAGAGUAAUGGAGGCCACAUUGAUCAUAAACAUCAUCACAGGGACGGCCGCAGAAACAGAGAUAAGAAGCUGGAUAGAGACAAAGACAGACGCCACAGAGGCGACAGAGAACGGAGACACACUGAUAGACCGAGCCGAGACAAAGACGCGCACACACACACAAACUCCACGAGUUAAAAUAGCCCAACUCUGUGUGUGUGUGUGUGUGUGUGUGCGUGGACUUAAACCUGAGAGGAUCUGCUGACUUUGCUCAGAAUGAGCUACACGAAACUUUAAGUUUUUGUUACACCGGAUUGUAAAGGUGGACAAUUGUCUCUCAUGAUGGGUU
Molecule: messenger RNA, 693 nt
Organism: Pelmatolapia mariae (spotted tilapia)
Lineage: Eukaryota; Metazoa; Chordata; Actinopteri; Cichliformes; Cichlidae
Product: protein POLR1D-like
Exons: 3
Coding region: 93-542 (149 amino acids)
Source: RefSeq, a predicted model, not a curated record